AUGGGUGAUCAUAAAAAAACUGAACGUAAAUUAAAUUUUCCAUUUAUUGCACAAAAUGAUACAAUGGAUACAAUAAGAAUAAAUAUGCCUGUCAUUACGCAACCAUCAUCACGACCAAAUACUUUACCAAUAGGUGGACAAUGUGGCAGCAAUACAGUAUUAUUUACACCAGGUGAUUAUAAUAAUCUUUUAUUAUCAACACCAGAAAUGGAUAAUCGAUUACGUGGUUAUACAACACCAGAUUUAAUCAAUGCUCUUGCAAUGUCAACACCUAAUGACGUACAAUCUUCACUAGGUUUGUAUGAUCAAAUUAAAAUAACAGAAAAAAAUAUACAUAUAAAAAUAUUCUUUUUCUUUGGACUUGCAGGUGCCAAUAUACUUGAUGAAAUGCUUCCUACUCAUAUCGAUAAUAGUAACCAUCCAAUUUUACAACAAAUGCAUCCAUUCGAUCAUACUGCAUAUAAAAUAGCAUCUAAUACGGAUAAUCGACAACACGAAAAUGUUUCAACAUAUAAUAAUAAUCGAUCAAAUUCUCAAACAUCUCCAUAUAAUCCGUCGGUAUCAUCGUUAACGAUGGAUAAUGAAUCGUCACUUUCAACAGCACCAUCAAGCCCAUCGUCAAUGAAUCAACAAUUUCAAGAAAUAAAAGAUGAAUUACAACAUGUUCCAUCCAUACGAACAAAACCUCAUGAUGAACAAAAUGAUGUAGUAAGAAAAGAAAAAAAACGUGAAAGAAAUCGACAAGCAGCACAAAAAUGUCGCACAAGAAAAUUAACACGUAUUGCUGAAUUACAAAAACGUGUUAAUGAAUUACAAGGAAAAAACAAAGAUUUAUCAAAUAUAGCCGAAUGUCUAAAAUCUGAUAUAACAAGCUUAGAAAGAAAAUUAUGCGAUCAUCAUGCGCAAGGAUGUCAAUUAAUGAAUGGAGCAAUACUAUAA
Messenger RNA from Rotaria sp. Silwood2, 939 nucleotides. The record is from the annotation of a GenBank genome assembly. NCBI's taxonomy places the organism in Eukaryota, Metazoa, Rotifera, Eurotatoria, Philodinida, Philodinidae.